Messenger RNA from Bubalus bubalis (water buffalo), 3538 nucleotides. RefSeq names its product zinc finger protein 568. Bases 817 to 1632 code for a protein of 271 amino acids. The record is from RefSeq and is a predicted model, not a curated record. The transcript is spliced from 9 exons. NCBI's taxonomy places the organism in Eukaryota, Metazoa, Chordata, Mammalia, Artiodactyla, Bovidae. Gene Ontology annotation, biological process: regulation of DNA-templated transcription.
AAACCAGAAUGCUCUGGUGUAUUUAAAAUGGCCACGUCACUCCCCUUCCCCUGCAGGAGGUAUGAGGCGAUUUUUCUCCUAUCUUCACCUUGAGAAACUGGUCAAGCUCUGGAGGUAAAACUCACAGAAGUGUGGGGACCUCCCUGGAGACUCUGAGUUCCACACUUGUCUCCACUAAGCCUCCAGCAAUUUAUCAAUUACGGCUUAGGUUUUCUUACCCUGGAUUGGUCCACAUGGAGAUUUCUGCUCUGGGAUAGAACCUGCGCCUCCUGCAUUGGCAGCAAGGAGUCUUAACCACUGGACCUGCCACGCGACAUGCCUCCUCUUGCCACGUGUACCUGCCCACGCCAGCCACCCCCGUGCGCGAAGUGCCUCACUCAGGCUGACCGGAAGGGCCUUGCCGCGGAGCCUGCCGGGAGUUGUAGUUCCAUCCUCGUCCAGACUUGAGAGCACCUCGGACCUGGCCGGUUUUGAGGUCUCCGCGGCACCUCGGACUGGUGUUUCCCUCGGCUCCUGGCUGUAGAAGGGACUCACGUGACGGAAUCCACGAUCCCUGAACUCCACCUGGGUGCCCAGACCUCCUGUGGGUGAGGAAAGUCUCUUCUGACACCGCUCCCCCGCCCAACUCCUGCGGACCCUACAUCCAGCCGAGGGUUUUCUUAGUGUCUUUGCAAAGGCUUAGAAUCAGACUGUAGCCAAGGCGGCUUGGUCCUGUCUGCAUAGUCAAGCUUGUUUCUACCGCUAGAGAGUCUCGGAGGCCAGAGCUGAGCCUCCAGCUGACGGUGUCUGCUUUUCCCAGACCAGCAAGGAAGGACCAUGUGCCAGGGGUCCUUGUCAUUCAGAGACGUGGCUGUGGGCUUCACCCGUAAGGAGUGGCAGGAGCUGGACCCUACACAGAGGACCCUGUACCGGGAUGUGAUGCUGGAGAACUACAGCCACCUGGUCUUCGUGGGAUGUCAAGUCACCAAACCAGCUGUGAUCUCCAGAUUGGAGCAGGGGCAAGAGCCGUGGAUGGAAGAGGAAGAGAUCCUGAGAUGGAGCUUUCCAGAAGUUUCCCAAGUUGAUAGGCAACGGGAACACGGAGAGGAACCUCUGAAGCAAGUAGAACUCCCAGACAACAAACAACUGACCCCAGAAGGGCACCACGCACCUAACACGGUUGGAAAAAACACCCCUCAGGAGACAGACGUCGUCCCUUCAGAACAACAGGCCCCUCGGUGUGAGUCGUGCGGCGCCGCCUUGCCGGGCAAGGCGGACGUCACUGUCACUCCCAGCGCGUACCUUGCGAGGAGGAGGUUCGAAUACGACGCACAGGGGAACCUGUUUCUCUACUCGAAGCUGGACCCUCCCUGUGCCGGGGCGCGCCCACGCCACUGUAACCGGUGCCGAGAAGCUGUGAGCCGUGCCCAAGCCCUUAAUGCCGACCAAGGAGCCCACGGUAGUGAGGAACCCCGCAAACGCACCGCAGGCGGGAAGGGCCUCUCCCGCAAGUCAAGACUCAUCACCCGUCACCGAGUCCACAGGGAACAGCCACCCUCAGGGCGGAAGUUCCAGGGGGGAGGCGGUCCGCCCCGGCAAACAUCCGGGAAAGCUGGCGGACCGGAAAUGCCGCCGAAACAGGAAAUGCCUUAGAAAGCUCUUGGGGGAGACGAACUUGUGCACCCCCCAGGCCGUUCUGACUGGAGAGAAGCCUUACAAGUGUUCCGGCUGUGAGGAGAUCUUCUCCCACAAGUCGCGCCUCAUCGAAUACCACAGAUGUCACACGGGAGAGAAGCCCUAUGGUUGCCCAGCGUGUGGGAAGUACUUGUCCCAGAUGUCCUGCCUGAUCAUCCAUCAGACAGCGCACACCGGGGAGAAGCCCUACGGGUGCGGCCGGUGCGGCAAGGCCUCCUUCCGGAAGUCGCAGCUCAUCCUCCAUCAGAGGAUGCACACGGGAGAGAAACCCUACCAGUGCGGCAAGGCCUUCUUGCAGAACUCUUGCCUCCUCAUCCACGAGAGGACCCACAUGGGCAGGAGGCCCUACGAGUGCUCUGCCUGCGGGAAGACCUUCGCCCAGGAGGCAAACCUCCUCCGACACCACAGGAUUCACACCCGGGAGAAGCUGUAUGGACAGGGUGAGACAAGGCUUUCAUCACGAAUUCCCAGCACACUGAGGAAUGAAGACCCUGUGGACUUUGUGAACGUGGAAAACCCCUUCGCUGGAAAGUCCAGGGCUAACUGUGGGCAGAGCGUCAUACCAAAGCGAAACCCUAACAAUUUAGAGAAUCAGGAAAAGCUUAUUAUUUUUUAAAUUUUUAAAUCUUUUUGCCACACCACCAUGGCAUGUAGGAUCUUAGUUGCCUGACCAGGGAUCAAAAUCGUAUGUCCUGCAUUGGAAGUGCAGAAUCUUAACCACUGGACCCACCAGGGAAGUACCGAAAAGCUUAUUCUCUUAAAACUAAGAAGGGUAAUGACUCUGUAGAGGGAUUUAGUUUUAUAGGAUAAACUUAAUUAUGAAGUGUAUCUGUGUCUCAUAGUAACUAUGGCUGUUGAAGUCUGAAGUCAAUGAAUAAGUUAAACCGUUAAGACAGCAUAUUGAAUAAGGCUGAAUGAGGCACAGAACAAUCCCAGGGGUAUACAGGGGCUAUGUUCCUGGACAUGUUCCAUAAAAAUAAUUUUACUUUGAAUUGCAUUUAUAUUUGAACACAAUUGUGAACUUGUAGAUAUAGAUACCAUAAUAUGGAGGAUGACAUCUAUCAAGAGUUUCCACACUAAUUACACCCUUUUGUCUUUAAUAUAUGUUAUAACUGGAACAUUCCAAAUUUACUAUUCAACCAGAAGUCCAUACACAGUACCACAUACCUUUUGGUUUUUUGUUUGCUGGCAGAUAUUACAGAGCACCCCUUGGAUCAGGAAGCCAGCAACUUCAUGAGGUACCCUCAUCUCUGUCAUCUAGUUCAUAAGUCAUGUUAAAUGUGCAAGGUUGGGGCUCCCUUUUCUGGCAUUAUAGUGGACCAUCUAAAGUGAAAAACGUUCCACUAAAAGAAAAGUGAGACUUCAAAUAUGUAUUGGCUCAGAUUCAACAAAAGACAUGCAUUAGCAUGCAUAUAUGCGUGCAGUAUAUAUGUGUAAAUAUGCAUAUGUAUAUACAUGCAAUAUAUGCCUAGCUGAGUAAUUAGAAAUAUUCACAUCUAGAUGUACUCAAUGUAUAUCUGUUGAGAGUUUAGCUACAUUGCUCUCUGGUAUUGCUGCCUCGUCAUCCAUCAUAUUUGGUCAAGAGGCUGCAGGGACCUUAAGCUGAUAAUAGUAGCCCGUCAAACAAGGACAUGCCCAAUGGCAGCGAUAGGCCACGAGCAGACAUAAGUCCCUGGUGUGACUUCAGCCCUUAUGAUCAGCAGCCUGCCUCCCAAUGUCUGUGUGCCUUACGCCUCUUAGCCGGCACCCUGUGAGCUCAUCAGAACCCUGCUCUGUGGGUUUGAAUUGACUGAUAUGGUCCUAACCCAGCAACCCCAGAGCAUGUCUCCUGUGGAUCCUAAUAAAGGCAUGUGUGCCAAGUCCA